This is a messenger RNA of Oncorhynchus tshawytscha (Chinook salmon), 2528 nucleotides long. RefSeq names its product zinc transporter ZIP3. Gene Ontology annotation, biological process: zinc ion transmembrane transport. Lineage: Eukaryota; Metazoa; Chordata; Actinopteri; Salmoniformes; Salmonidae. The record is from RefSeq and is a predicted model, not a curated record. The transcript has 3 exons. Gene Ontology annotation, molecular function: zinc ion transmembrane transporter activity. Gene Ontology annotation, cellular component: plasma membrane. Bases 218 to 1165 code for a protein of 315 amino acids.
CCCUUCUAGCCAGUUGUCUUGAAAGCAUCUCCACCAAUCAGAAACGUUUUCGUCAUGUGAACAGGAAGUGUUACGGGGGGAAAAAGCUGUGAAAGCUGGAAUUGUCUCUGGGACCAGGAUGACGAGACUCUCUGUGACCUGACAGAGAAAAGGAGCAGAAGAGGCUUUGAGGGUUAUGUGCCACUCAUAUUACUGAGCAAUACCAUAUCUGGACAUCAUGGAGCUUGUAGUGGCCAAGGUCCUUUGCCUUCUGGGAGUAUUUGCCCUCAUGUUGGCUGGGAUUCUUGUCCCAGUGCGCCUAAUGAUGCAGGUGGAUUAUGAAAAAGCCCAAAACUACAGGAAGGCUCUUGCACUCUGCAAUUCUUUUGGGGGUGGUGUAUUUCUGGCCACUUGCUUCAAUGCUCUUUUGCCAGCGGUAAGAAACAAGGUGGAUGAGGUCCUAAAGCUGGUGAAUAUAACCACAGACUACCCCCUGGCAGAGACCAUGAUGAUGCUGGGCUUCUUCCUCACCGUCUUUGUGGAGCAGGCAGUGCUCACCUUCAAGAAGGAGAAGCCAUCUUUCAUCAAUCUGGAGACCUUUAACGCAGGGGUCUCCGAGGCUGGGAGUGACUCUGAGUAUGACACUCCAUUCAUUUCACCCACCCGGGGCUCCCCUGUAGGCCACCACCAUGGGCAUCACCACGGACACCUCAGCCCCACUGAGCUGGCCAGAGCUGGGCCUCUGCGGCUGGCCAGCCUGGUCCUGGCUCUCUCUGCCCAUUCUGUGUUCGAGGGGCUGGCCCUGGGCCUCCAGGAGGACGGGGCCAAGCUGGGAAGCCUCUUCCUGGGGGUGGGCAUCCAUGAGACCCUGGCUGCCGUGGCUCUGGGGGUGAGUGUGGCCAAAGCUGCUUUGCCCAUGAGGGAUGCCAUCAAACUGGGUGUGACGGUCAGCCUCAUGAUACCCAUUGGCAUCGGACUGGGCAUGGGCAUCAAUAGUGCCCAGAACCUGGCAGGCAGUAUUGCCUCUGUGGUGCUCCAAGGCCUGGCUGCUGGUACUUUCCUCUUUGUCACCUUCUUUGAGAUCCUGUCUCGGGAGCUGGAGGAUAAACAUGACAGACUGCUAAAGGUGCUCUUUCUCAUACUGGGCUAUGGGGUACUAGCAGGCCUAAUGUUCAUCAAGUGGUGAUGGGCAGAAGAGGCCUUUUUAAUGCACUGAGAUGUCUAUGAGUAUCUUACUGGCCACACUUUACAUUGUGUGCACACCUGCACUACCACAGUAAACUUUUUUUGUUUUGAUAAAGGGGUACAGUAAAUCAAGUUUAAUAGUUUUUUUUUUCUUUGCAUUUACACGGGGACAUGUUUGCUUACUAAGUAAGGCUAGGUUACUGUUUUAGUUUCUGCCAUAGGGAAUACUCCCAUGUUCCUGCCAUUGAGUAGCAAUAGUGAAGUCAGUCAUUUUGACAGUAUGCUUUUGCAUGUGUUGCCAGACACAUGAUUACAUCUUAUGUAGAGAUAUCAGGAAAAAUACUCUAUAGCAUUUCAAGUAAAGACACUGUUAUCUUAUUGGCGUUUUGCAAGAUGAGUGAAGUGAUAUACAACUUUAUGUUAUAAGUAGGUUAACUACUGUAUCCCUAAUCAAAUAUAAGAACCAGUUCCCUGGAAACCUUUUGAGUAGCCUGUUGUAUGGUCCUGAUAUCUAUCGUCCGAGAUGAAAUCCAUGGUCUACUUUUCCAUUGUUUUGUAUUUUAAACAUUAUACAUUUUAACAGGGAGUCACAUUGAGAACCAUGUAUCUUUUUAUAAAUGAUGAGGUACAGGUUUUAUGGGUAGUAGAAGGUCUAUUAUAUUUUGUUUUAAUGAUCAUGAAGGAUGGGAAGACCAAUGUGGUCUCUACUGUACAUUGUUGUCACAUUUGUGCUGUUUGCAAAUAAUGGGAUCCCUGUGACUGAAGCCUUCAGACUUGGAGCUCUUGUUUGUAUUAUGUGUUAGGUGUCUUUACCACAGUUCGCUAUGACAGAUAAUUUUAUACAGCUUCUUAGAUGUAAUUUAGCCAUUUUCAACUAAACACUCCUAUUUCAAAUACUGCCCAGGAGUAUCCUUGUUUGUUUAAUUUGUAUUUUUUCUCCUAAUGUGAAUGUGUAGAACUUGUUUUGCAGAAGCCACUUACUGAAGGAAGCCUACAGAUAAAGGUACAUUUAUCAAGUUCAGAACUUGCUGCACUCUCUAAAAUCUACAUAAGAUCAAUUCAAUUGUUGUUGGUCACAUACACAUAUUUAGCAGAUGUUAUUGCGGGUGUAGCAAAAUGCUUGUGAUUAUAUAAACAUAGAGUAGGCUAGGUCAGUUUGAAUUUGUCCAUGUCAAUUUGUGCUUUUAGGGACUUUAAACAAAAGGAAACAUUAAUUGCUAUUUUAAUGCUGUAUUCCAAAAUAAAUUGUACUGCUAAAUUAUUCAGUGGCAACCAGAUUUCCUUAUAUAAUGAGCAGUGGAAAUGCACAUAAGUUAUGACUUGUAUUGCAACAUGGUAAUGGUUUAAUAAACUACUUUAUGUUA